Messenger RNA from Drosophila grimshawi, 2107 nucleotides. RefSeq names its product RYamide receptor. Gene Ontology annotation, biological process: neuropeptide signaling pathway. The record is from RefSeq and is a predicted model, not a curated record. The transcript has 8 exons. Gene Ontology annotation, cellular component: membrane. Lineage: Eukaryota; Metazoa; Arthropoda; Insecta; Diptera; Drosophilidae. Gene Ontology annotation, molecular function: neuropeptide Y receptor activity. The coding region runs from base 437 to 1840 and encodes 467 amino acids.
ACAAUUUAUUGUGUUCUCGUUUGUUCAAUAAAUGAGUGCAAAUGCAAGUGUGAAAUUGUGCACGAAGUAUUUACUUGCAUACUUACUUAUCUGAAUGUCAUCGUCGGGUCAGUUGGCUGUUUGCUUUAGGCAAACAUUGUUUAGCACUGGCAUUGGCAUUGACAUUGUCGUUAAAUGCUAAUUUCGUCACUUGGGACUCCGGCAGCCUGACUCAGUGGUGUCCAGCAGGGGCACAGGCAGGUCUUUACAGUGGAAAAUAAUUCAAAUCGAAUAAUUACAGCAGAAACCAACAACGAGAGCUGUGUUUAGCUGCGUAGGAGUUAUAAUGAGGCUGCAAUUAACAUUUGCUUUAGGCAAAGUAUUCUGAGAUUAGGUUUCAAGUGAAAAACCUGCAAUUAAGCCAACAAACUUUGCUUACCAAAAUUUGAGCCACAAAAUGGACUUUGGCAGCCUGACUUGGCACAGGCGUGGCAUGGACUUUGAGCGCUCCAUGUUGAACGACGAACGAUUGUAUUACAUAGCGGCACAGGAUCCAUUGCUGCGCAAUGAGGAUGACUACCAAGAUGCGACUGCCUCGCUAAUGUACAAUGGCAGCUCCACGGAGCUACCAAUGCCUGAUGAGGAUGCCGCAUACACAACAACAUCAUCACCCACCAUGGAACGCUUCAAUGUGACGGUCUUGCUGAACUUCAGCUGCACUGAUGUGGAAUCGCAUUCAGAUGAUCUGUGGUCCAGCGUUUACUUCAAGAGCGUCGUCUACCUGCUCUACAUACCCAUCUUCAUCUUUGCUCUGCUGGGCAACGGCAUCGUUUGCUACAUUGUACAGUCCACGCCACGCAUGCGAACCGUUACCAACUAUUUUAUAGCCAAUUUGGCGCUUGGCGACAUUCUCAUGUCUUUGUUCUGUGUGCCAUCCUCGUUCAUCUCGCAAUAUAUCCUUAACUACUGGCCAUUUGGCAUUGUCCUCUGCCACUUUGUCAACUAUUCGCAAGUGGUUUCCGUUCUGGUCAGCGCCUACACUUUGGUGGCCAUCAGUAUUGAUCGAUAUAUAGCCAUAAUGUGGCCACUGCGGCCCCGCAUCACAAAGCGCUAUGCUAAAUUUAUUAUAGCUGGCGUUUGGUUUAUUGCUCUGGCGACUGCAUUUCCUAUACCGGUCGUCUCCCGCCUCGUGGUGCCCGGCUCGAUAUGGCACGAGAAGUGCGAGAAAUACAUUUGCCGAGAGGUUUGGCCCUCGGGUGAGCAGGAUUACUACUACACGCUGGCGCUGUUCACGCUGCAGUUCAUCUUGCCACUGCUGGUGCUCAUAUUCACCUACACGCGCAUCGCCAUCGCCGUCUGGGGCAAGAGGCCGCCGGGCGAGGCGGAGAACUCGAGAGACCAGCGCAUGGCGCGCUCCAAGCGCAAGAUGAUUAAAAUGAUGCUGACGGUUGUAAUUGUAUUCACCAGCUGCUGGCUGCCAUUCAACAUACUACAGCUGAUGCUGAACGAUGUCGAGUUUGCCAACUGGAAACCGUUGCCCUAUGUGUGGUUCGCCUUUCACUGGCUGGCCAUGUCGCACAGCUGCUACAAUCCCAUCAUCUACUGCUAUAUGAAUGCUCGAUUCCGUGGCGGUUUCCUACAGAUUAUGUACCGUGUGCCCGGCUUGCGGCGCUGCUGCUGCUUGCAUCGAUAUUUGCGCAGUCGCGGCGAGCGCAGCUAUGAAGCAACCGGAACCGAAGAUGCAUUCCACCUACAUCGUGUGAACACCUGCACCACCUACAUCAGCACAAGACGAAAGCUUCGUGCGAAUUCUAUGCAAACGAGCCAAUUUUCAUGUGCCGAGACCACUGUCUUGCGGUAGCUUCCGGUACCACGCAUGACGCAGAGAAGGAACUCCGGCUCCAGCCGCGGAAUGCCGCAGGUUCGUUUCAAGUCGAUGGCACCAGCUACUUGAGCUCCACACAAUUUUAAAGGCGUUAGAACCAAAAAUCUGCUGAAUCUCCAUUGAUAGGCAUAAAUUGUUAAAUGUCUAUAUAUAUAGUAAGUGUAUUAUUGUAAAUGUCGACUCAAUGUGUAUAUGAAUUAAAUGUAUAUUAAAUUAAUCCAUUAUAUUGUGUAUAGAAAUAUG